GUGACAGCGCCGGCAAGGCCAGCUGCUUGGCAGGCGGCUGGAGAGGCUCAGUCAGAUCCAGCAAGCGAUACUGAGCCCUCGGCAAAGUCUACAUCCAUUGGCAUCUUCCCAUCUCCCUUUGCCAGCAGGGAGACAAAGCAUUUACCUCUGGGCAAGGGUCCGUUCUCCUCGCUCAUCCCAUGGAGAAACAAAAGAUGCAGCAUGAGAUUUGCCGAGACCCUGAGGAGUCCAGGCUUUCAGGCACAUGAACUGCGAAGAGGUACCAGCACCUGUUAGGGACAGGGAAGCAGGAAGUGGUCCUCGCAGCCCUGCCAAGAAAGUUCCAACUCUUCCCAGGCUGGCUUACAUCAGGGAAGGUCAUGAGUAAAACCCAGGAUCUGCUUGGCUGGGACUGAAGGAAGCACUGAAUCCACAGGUCCCCGCUGUGCAGGGAGUGAUGCUUAUUCUGCUCCAUGCCAUGGUCACCCCAUUGCUCUGUGUCAUCCGUGCCGCUCCCCUUCCCGACACCACUGCCCUCUCUAACACCACUGAUAUCCUCGGGGGUGAGGCUUCCUUGAGGGAUUGGGACCUCUUCUCUCCACGAGUCGCUCUUUCCAGCCAUGAACCAGCGGGGCCCCCAUUGCUUUUCCUCAUGGAAGACUCCAGUGCCCAGCCAGGGCAGGCUGCCAACAGAACGCUCAAGUCCAAACGGUCGCUGGAUGGUUCCAUCCGCCGGGGAGAGAUGUCAGUGUGCGACAGUGUCAACGUCUGGGUGACGGACAAGCGGACGGCUGUGGACAUCCGUGGCAAAACCGUGACGGUGCUUUCUGAGGUCCAGACACUUACAGGCCCCCUUAAGCAAUAUUUCUUUGAGACAAAGUGUAAUCCGGCGGGGGGGACAGUGGGGGGUUGCCGGGGCGUGGACCGCCGCCACUGGAUCUCCGAGUGCAAGGCUAAACAGUCAUACGUGAGGGCCCUCACUAUGGAUUCUGACAAGAUUGUGGCCUGGCGAUGGAUCAGGAUCGACACCUCGUGUGUCUGCACCCUACUCACUCGCACCGGCCGGACGUAGGGAGGAAAGGGUCGUAAUCCGUGUUGUUGCUUUGGCUAAGGCCGCCUCCCUGGCCCAGGACACUCUCAGCCAUUGAUUGGUGCGAUCUCUCAGCCCAACAUGGUCUCUCAUUGGCCAAGGGGCGUGUGCGGUGUUCGCACUGAACAGGAGGAAGGGGGUGGUCCCUACUGAUCGACAGACAUCUGGCCACCAUGCCCGGCUCCGCUUGCGCUCCAGCCAAGCCAGGGUUCCAUGUCAACCAGAUACAUCGUCAUGACAACAAGCAGUGGCCAUUGGCUGACUGGGGAAAGGAACUUGAGGCACUGCUAGGAGCUAACCAGGCAGCCUUUUGUGGAGUGGAGGGCUGGUUGGGGGAGGGCUGCAAAGACAUUAAUGGGUCCCUGGUGGUCCAAAGGGUAUGUGUGCCAGCUCCAGGUUUUGGAGGGUCUUGAGCAAGGCACCCUCAGUGAGCUCCCUCCUUCAGCGACUCUGCCUUCUUACUGCCAUUGUCACCAACUGUUUUUGCUCCUCAUCCUCUUUCCCAUCAUGGUUGCCACUUGCUUGACAGGCAGAGCCACUGAGAUAGGAGGCAGGGGCCAUUGUCCAGGCCAAUGGACCCCUCCGCCAUUGUCCAGGCCAGAGUGCGA
Molecule: messenger RNA, 1677 nt
Organism: Elgaria multicarinata webbii
Lineage: Eukaryota; Metazoa; Chordata; Lepidosauria; Squamata; Anguidae
Product: brain-derived neurotrophic factor-like
Exons: 3
Coding region: 437-1051 (204 amino acids)
Biological process (GO): modulation of chemical synaptic transmission; nerve development; peripheral nervous system development
Cellular component (GO): dendrite; synaptic vesicle; axon
Molecular function (GO): growth factor activity; nerve growth factor receptor binding
Source: RefSeq, a predicted model, not a curated record